AAGAAAAAAAGGAAAAUCCUUUAAUCCCUACCACUCUCUUCAAUCAAAAGAAAGCCCUCCCAAACAUCCAUCCAAAUCCCAUUUCCAUAGCCACCCAAGAGCUCCCAUCUGAAGUCCACGUCAGCAUUCGAUCGGAGAAGUCAGAUUCCGGCCAUUUCUACGGUGUAAAUGUUGCACGGACAGUUGGGGUGCCGGUGAGAUAUACUUCUGACGCUCUUUUCCGGCCAUGAGCUUCGCCAACAUGGCUUGUACUCGUUCUAUCAACGUCUAUGAUAGUCCUUUGGCGAGGCCGAUGAAGGGUUGUGCUUUUCCCGCUUUCUACUCGGUUUUGCCCAUGAUAGACGGCCGGUUGAACGUGGGCAAAAUGGUGAUUUCACGUGGGAGUGUUGCGUGCUCCGCUGCACCAGAGUCGUCUACCGUCACAGUUCCAGAAUCAAAAGAAGAGACAGUAUCUGAAAAUGCAGCUCCGGCAAAGCCAAAACGCACACCACCGGCAAAGGCUCUGGCGAAAGCGCUACCUCAGCUUAUGGAAGAGGAAGUGAUCCCUUCAUUGAGAUCUACCCUUGAAGCUCAAGAAGACCUCUUACAAAUUGAGCUUUCAUUUCAAGAUAACAGGUUGGAAGGUUCCUUUAUAAAGAAUGGUAUUCCCUAUUACUUUUGGGCUUUCUUCCCAGACGGCCUUCUCACAGGUCCAAAGGGAUUUGCUCUAUCUUCACAUGGUUCAGAAGCCAGCACGGUUGAGCCUUUUCUCAUUGAUGAAAAGAAAAUCACAGCCAAACAUGUUGUGUUUUGGGUUGAGAAGAGGUUAGCAGCUCAGGGAAUCAUUCCUGUUUGGAUAGAGUAAUUAUGAAAAUUUAGCAUUCUAUCAAAAUACGAUCCAUACCAAUUGUAACCUGUAUCAAAUCAUCUUUUACUAAUGACAAUGUUGAAAAAUAUCUUCCA
Molecule: messenger RNA, 942 nt
Organism: Magnolia sinica
Lineage: Eukaryota; Viridiplantae; Streptophyta; Magnoliopsida; Magnoliales; Magnoliaceae
Exons: 4
Coding region: 227-844 (205 amino acids)
Source: RefSeq, a predicted model, not a curated record